ACAGAUCAGACCCUGUUAUGUAUCAAUCACAGACAUGGUCUUUAUCGUCUGUGAAUUAUUUUUGAUUCAAACAUAGCUUUAUAGAGACUUUGCCUGUCGCGCACAACGAAUGUGUACCCAUGGCAACCCACAGAGCCCCUCUCCACACCACACAUCGCAGGUUAAACCCCGCAUGUUCCUCCUUUUUUUCUUUUUCUGUCCUCUGAGGACUAACUGCCUUCUGUCAGCACUGUCCCUGCCUCCCGAUGCGUCAGGGGGGGACGUGUUUUUGUUUUCUUUUUUUUUAUUUUAUUUUUUUAUGUUUGUUUAUUUCAUUAUUUCUUUUUUUCUGCGGCGCGCCGAGAGUGGUGCUGAUGCUGCGCGCUCCUGAGCCCCCUCUGGAGUCUGAAGACCAAUCAGAGCGCUUAUCAGACUUCGCCAUCCCGUUUUUCUCCCCGCAAAGCAGCCGGAGCACUUGUUCGCCACAGUCCCCUCGACCCCUCAGCACUCUUCCUCCCGCCUCGGACCACGAAGAUGGUUCCGCGCACAGAGCAUCUUGCAGCAGGCGGACCGAAGGCGUCGCUGAUCGACUCUCUGCCGGACUUUUGAAGUCACCAUGCCGUGUUACGCCCGGUUCCUGCUUUUACUUUUGUGUUUGAUCGUAAUCGUGGAGUGCCGGAAGCACAAAAGUAGGAAAAAGCGGUGGUCGGCGCCGGCGGAGACUCACAAGCCUGGAAACCCUCUGUCGAAGAAGGUCUCGGAUGGAACCAAAACCCGAAAGGUGAAGACCAGCCAUCUGCUGCGUAUCGACGAACAUGACUUCACCAUGAGGCCGGCGUUUGCAGGACCUGCUGUCCCUGUCGGAGUGGACGUUCAGGUGGAGAGUUUGGACAGCAUAUCUGAGGUGGACAUGGACUUUACCAUGACCCUGUAUCUGAGGCACUACUGGAAGGACGAGAGGCUGGCCUUCCCGAGCGCCACCAACAAGAGCAUGACCUUCGACGGGCGCCUGGUGAAGAAAAUCUGGGUGCCCGACGUCUUCUUUGUCCACUCCAAGAGGUCCUUCAUCCAUGACACCACCACUGACAACAUCAUGCUGCGGGUCUUCCCAGACGGUCACGUUCUCUACAGCCUGAGGGUUACAGUUACUGCUGCUUGCAACAUGGACUUCAGUCGCUUCCCUCUGGACUCGCAGACGUGCACGCUAGAGCUGGAGAGCUAUGCCUACACCGACGAGGACCUGAUGCUGUACUGGAAAAGCGGUGAUGAGUCUCUGAGCACCGACGACAGGAUUUCGCUGUCUCAGUUCCUCAUUCAGAAGUUUCACACUACCUCCAGACUGGCUUUCUACAGCAGCACAGGCUGGUACAACCGUCUGUACAUCAACUUCACUCUGCGGCGUCACAUCUUCUUCUUCCUGCUGCAGACCUACUUCCCUGCCACGCUGAUGGUCAUGUUGUCCUGGGUGUCCUUCUGGAUCGACCGCAGGGCCGUCCCUGCCAGAGUCUCAUUAGGUAUAACUACGGUGCUCACCAUGUCCACCAUCAUCACCGGAGUCAACGCCUCCAUGCCCAGGGUCUCCUACAUCAAAGCGGUAGAUAUUUACCUCUGGGUCAGUUUUGUCUUUGUCUUCUUGUCUGUGCUCGAAUAUGCUGCUGUCAACUACCUGACAACGGUGAGGGACGGUAAAGACCGCAAGCUCCGAGAAAAAGUCCGGGAACAGUCCCAGAACCUCCCCUGCACCUGCGGCAUGUCUCACACCAAGACCAUGAUGCUGGACGGGACGUACAGCGAGGCGGACGCCAACAGCCUGGCAGGGUACACCAGAGCCUCCAUGGCGGCUGAGGAUGCCUCAGAAAAACCGGAGCGGAUGGUGGUGCAUCUGUCCCUGGACAACGAGUCCACAGGGGCCAAAAAGAAGGGCCUCCGCGGCUUCCGGAUCAUCCAAAACACCCACGCCAUCGACACGUACUCUCGCAUGAUCUUCCCCGGCGCCUACAUCCUGUUUAACCUCAUCUACUGGUGUGUGUACUGCUGAGUGUGUGCGCUUUAGCUUCAACUGUUGCAGUGAAAGAACAAUAAACUCCGAAACCAUUUCGUUGAGCUCAGGAGGGAGGUACAGUUUGUUUCCGGUCUGCAUGUUCCGGUGGAGUUUGGCAGAAUGGCUGAGGAAUAUCGCAGCACUCUGGGUGUGAAUAUCUCCACCUCUGGCUCACAUGUCACUGAUGGAUUGGACCACUUAUAGAGCUUAUAAAGGUUUCCCUCCUGUAUCAAGAGCUGAUAUUUACCCCAAUCAUAUUCCAACAACCUCAUGGGGCUGGUUGCACGCUCAGUCUACUGCCAGUUGUACAAAAAUAAAAAGGGACUCAUUUUACGCCUAUAAAUUUCGCCACCACUUCCAAUGGUACCAUGACUUUGCAGCUUUGCCUACUAUCCACAGUGGUUACUACCUACCAAAUUUCAUGAUAAUCUAAAGUUUUCUAGCUCACCUCCUGUUUGUUUACAUCUAGUUCUGUGUUUUUGUGUUAACUUCAACCAUAACGCUACUUAUUUCCUUUGAAAAAAAAUGUUCUCUGCUGCACUCAUCACUUUGUUUUUUAGUAAAUGUCCUUGUAAGUCUUCCAAAAGCUCACAUUUUUUAACUAGAUGAUCACAGCUGGACAGUUUAGCUGAGUUACUGUGUUUACAAACAGUGUUUCUUGAUCCAGAACUCACAGGGUAUUAUUUCUGCAUAAAUUAAUACAUUCAGAUUCAUGCGGACGUUUUUCACGGCAGACAUUUUGACUUGUCAUAUGAGAAUACACACAGAUGUAGCUGAUAAGACUGAAAACAGCUGCCUUCCAUUUAGGUGAGCCAGUUCCAGGGUCCUGCUAUUGUUCAUGCUGCCACACUGUCAUGAUUUGUGGAGUACUUGAUGGAACUGAGGCAUCAGUAAUGAAAUUAUCACACCUGUGUUCACCCUCCUAUGACAAUCCAAAUGUCUGCCAAGUGAAAGAUCUUUUAGAUUGAACAGCAUUUUUAGUUUCAUUGUGAUCAUUUAGUGUCACGUUAGUCCUGCACAGCCAAAUCUCCAUAGUCAAAAAAUGAAAAUUGAAUUUCUUUGAUUGUUUAUUUUACAGACAUUUAAAAAAAAAAAAAAAAAAAAAAAAACUUCAAGAUGCACUGCAUUUUUGGCAAGUACUCACAGCUGUUAGCAAUGCUGGAAAAAACAAUGGUGAUCCAACAUUUAUACAGAUAUAUAUUAGCUUACUUUUUAAAUUGGUUUCAGUACAUGUCUCCUAUUUUAGUUCAGUCAAAUAAUUCCUGAAUUUUUGUAAUGUGACUGUUGGUCACAGUUGAAUCAGUUGUGGUUUUCCAGAGCACAAAAUUUUUUUAUUUUUUUUUUUUUUACAGCAUCUGGUGAGCCUACUCUACAUUUUUUGCCAAUUUUUAAAUAAGAGAGGUAUGAUAAACCUAUUUUGAUGAAAAGCUGCAAUUUUAAGCUUAGACCAAAGCUGUGCAUCAUACACAAUUAGCUCAAUAACUGUUUGAAAGUUGACAAUCCAAUGAUUCAUUUUGAUUCUGCCAUUUCUGGCUUGGAUAAAUGGUGGAGUUUUUUGCGAUUAUUUAAAAGAUCAAACGCUUUUCUAACUUGUCAGAGGUUUUGGUAAAGAAAUACCAGGAUUUAAUAGCUGUUGUGUCUGCAAGUUGUACAUCCUGUUCAUCUGUGUCCAUGUCAUCCAUGCCGCCAGUUUUCUGAGAAUUUUACAAUGUCCCCAUUCUUAAUCUCCCCUAAAAUACUCAGAUUAAGUCAUAGUCUCUUACAUAGCGGAACAACAGACCUAUUUGAUUUGCCAAAAGAUAAUAGAAAUGUGUGAUUCCCAGGAUGUAACCAGGCUACAGAGAACUUGGACAUCCUUUCCUCGCUUUGCUUUUGGCUAACAUCACACUCAUUGAGCAGAUGACAAGAACAUUAUCAUUCAUUUGGUGUUUGGCAACAGAACCUCUUUGCUCCGCUGUGUUCACCAGCUAGUUACUUACACACUUUGUCUGUCUGCCGUUUGGCUCUAAACUUGCUAUCAGAGCAUUUUGAUGCUGUAAGUGAGGUUUGUGAAGGUGUAGUUUGCUGUCCAGAAAACCAAAACAAUGAACUAAAAGAGGCUAAAAAGCCCUGUAUAAUUUUCCAAGUGUAAGCAAUGUCAUAUUUCCAUCGUGUUUUCUGCAUUAUUUUCUCCAUUUGAGCUUUUCUUGACAUGCAACGUUCACAAAUAUUGACAAAUUGAAGCAGCAUUCUCUGUUGGUUUUCUGGGAUGUGCUCUACUGUUGGAUGUAAUCCUGACUGGUGAGUUUUGCCACCAUGAGCGAGACCGUCUUUGCACAACUGAAGAACUGUUCCAUCUAUCUGAACUGUAUGAUCUGAGCAACAGUCAGAGUGUCUCUGUGCAACCAGCCCCUUCCUAAGGCUUCCCUAAAUAACCCUCUCCACUCUGAAGCGCUCUAUCUUCACGAAACAAACUGUCAAAAUAGUAAGAGCUUGUAAUUUGGCUGCCGUUGCCUCUGAAACCUUUGGAACAGACUGAGUCACGUAACUGAAUGUGUCCAGAGCAGAUGGCUAAUGAGGCAGUAAGCGAGCUAAAUACCAGGCUUUCUUCCCUCAACAGCGCUCCGACUACAGUGACAACAUUUCAGUUAAAGUGACAGUAAACGCUGCUGCCCUGUGUUGCUCAUUGGACCGCUGUUGGCAUUAAACAGGCUGAAGAAUCCCAUUAAGCCAGGACUGAACAGGAUGCUGCUGCUGAAUGGGGGUUAAAGCACCACCCAUCACUGUUGCUAAACAAAGUCUUUAUUUGAUUACGUAUUUACGGACUUCUCAAUUCACUGAUUCUCUCAUAUUUAACAUUUAUUUCUUUACUUUUAGUACAGUAAUUGAUCCAUGUGCCAUUAUACCUUAAGUUGGCAAAGGGUGCAAGAAACAGCUGGCUACGAGGCGUGCAAUAUCUUCUGUAUUUCUUAGGAAGGACUUUAAAUACCAUGGACAGCUUUAUCAGUGAUGUAACCAACUUGAACCGCCUUAAGUGAACAUUUUUUUAAUACACCAACAUGGUUUAAUGGCCGUUUUUUUUCUUUUUCUUUUCUUUUUCUUCAUUUCAUUACCAUGACUGACUGCAUAUUAUUCCGUCCUGUUUAGCCUUGAAUCAUGAUGGCAAAUAGUGCGCUAGAAGCUGUUCUCAUAGAGUGAUCGUGCUGCGUGGUUUCACCCAUCACAAGAGCUACAGUUUUGUUCUACGAGACUGAUUUACAAGUCACUGUUUUAAAACCAGAUCCUCCUUCAAUGUAGGAACAACUUUACCUUUUGGAGGACUUGCUUUUCUUGCUAAGAAAUAAAUAACAUUUGUGCAUAUUUAUAAAGCUGGACCCAAAAGGCAAAUAGCUUAGCUUAGCGUUAAGACUGGAAGCUAGAGAGAAACUGUACCACCUCAUUGAUUUGUUCAGUACUUCAACACAAAUGUAAGGAAGAGGUUUGGGUAAAGUAUUUGUAACAUGAGCAUUGAAUUUCAUUUCAUUUGUUCAGGUUAGCUUCAUGAGUUUUGUCUCCUUGGGUUAAGGGUUGCUUUAAUUAGUUGUAUCCUUACCAUCACAAGGAAGUGCCAUUGCUUCAGGCAACACUAAAGCUGCAUUUUUUUAACUAGACUGAGCAAAUGUUGGCCAUUGCUGGAAAUACCUUAUUUAAAAAAAAUACUCCUUUACAUGGAAAAGUUGAGCCUUUAUAAUUUCACCUAAGAAAAAUUACAGCUGCAAAAUGGUCUUGGAAGCAUUGAAGUAAAAGUACUUAUAGACCAAAUUGAGCAGUCUUAUAGUGAUAUAUGACUGGGUUAUAAUUAUUACUCAUGCAUCAAUGUGUAUUUUAAUGUUUCAGUGGGAGGAAAAAGGACAAACUUUAUACACUGUGUAAUGGUUUCUUCUAUGGGAUGAAGUCCUUGUAUGAUGUGCUCAUAUGGUUAACAUGUAAAAUCACUUUGUCCGAUGAAUAUAGUGGAGUAAAAAGUACAGUAGAAAAUAAUUAAUGAAAUGUAUUGGAUGCGUAGCAGAAAACAAAAGUACAAUUAUUCAGUCAAAUUUGAUUGAAAAAGCCCUUUUAGAACAAAUCAAAUUGAUGAUGAAAUUGCUUUCCAAGCGACUGGCGAAGCAUAGAAGGUGCAAGUUUCUGAGAACCGUACAUGACUUGAUUAAAUGUCCUUAGUUACAUUCCACCACCAAUGUGGGUCCAGUUCUGAAAUGGCCAAAUAGGACCUCAUUGGUCAAAAGUUUCUCCAACCAGCAGAAGCAGUGCACAAAAUACAAGACCUCCUAAAAAAGAAAUUACGCAACAGCUUGCAUCAGUCUUUUUAAGUCAUGACAACUUGUAAUGAAAUUAUGCUCCACCAACAAACUCUAUUAAAUUAGGAGAAUUACCAUUUCCUCUAUAAUUAAUUGUGUUUAAAAUGUUGGAUUCGUUUUAGCAAGUAUUUAAAGGACUUGAAAUCCUGAACUUAAGGUGGAGAAAAAUAAAGUUAUCUCACCAGUUUAGUUAAUAUGCUACAACUUGAAUUUCCUUUUAACUCAAUUAACAAGAAUUAUAUCUUAAAUUCCUGUAAUUACCAACAUUAUUAUGUCAAGACAACGCAUUAAAAUAACUCAAAAGGUUUGUCGGAAACAAUAAAUUAGAAUUUUCUUCUUGCAACUGUGCAUUUAAUUAAGUGGUUGUAACAGACCUCCUGAGUCCUUUUGCUUCCAGUCCUAAAGCUAAGCUAGACUGAUCCCUCUUACAAAGAUAUAUAUCAUUCACCUGCUGGCAAGAAAGUGAAAAAGCCGCUUUAAUCAAAAUGUUAAACUACUCCUUCAAACCCAGCUUGAUGCACACCAUUUCUAGCAACCAAUAAUGCGCUUAUGCUUCAUUGCAGUAAUCUUUUGCCAGGACUAAAUGUGUUUUUAUUAUUAUUAUUUUUAUUGGUGCAUAUCAUUUGGAAACAAAACUUUCCUAACAGCACGUCAGACGAUUUGUCUGGAAAAAAAAGCAAGAAACACGAGCACGCUUACCAUCAGCUCCCAAACCUACUUCACUUCUACCUUCAUCUUCAGAAAAUAUUCUGAAUGUAAUGCUUUCACAGCAAAUUUCAUAAAUAAAGUCUCUCUUUCA
Amphiprion ocellaris (clown anemonefish) is the source of this 7135-nucleotide messenger RNA. RefSeq names its product gamma-aminobutyric acid receptor subunit rho-2-like. Gene Ontology annotation, biological process: signal transduction; monoatomic ion transmembrane transport; nervous system process. NCBI's taxonomy places the organism in Eukaryota, Metazoa, Chordata, Actinopteri, Pomacentridae. The transcript is spliced from 9 exons. Bases 596 to 2017 code for a protein of 473 amino acids. Gene Ontology annotation, molecular function: extracellular ligand-gated monoatomic ion channel activity; neurotransmitter receptor activity; GABA-A receptor activity. Gene Ontology annotation, cellular component: GABA-A receptor complex; neuron projection; membrane. The record is from RefSeq and is a predicted model, not a curated record.